AUGGCUCAGAACUCGGGAGUGGCGGUCCAACAACAACUGCCUUCCACGUCGCAAGGGCUGACGUUGAAACCGGUGGUCAAAGCGAGUCCGUCCGUCUGGCUCAAAGAGAAAAUUAAUAAUGUAAGCUUGGAGCGCAAUAUUAUGCAACACCUUAUUGCGACAUAUCUCUGGCUUAUAUAAAAGAACGAAAAUUGUCUUUGCGAACGCGUUUGUAGAUGGAGGGAGCCCAUUUUACAGAGGGUAAAAAGCUUAAAAAUUGUUAGAUUUUCUGCAGAUUAGUUUUUGGCUCGCGAUCCUCAAUUCGCAAAAAAAAAUUGACAUUUUUUGUUAACUUUUGACCUAAAAAUCAAAGUCGUUUCUGCAAAGCGCGAGUCGCAUAUUCUUUAGAAAAAAAAAUUGUUUCAAAUCUUGCCAAGUUUCAUCAAAAUUUGAGGGUCGCAUACUUCCACUGUUAGAAUAAAUAUCAACUCCCGUUAUACCACUGAAAUUGACCGUCCAGCUUUGGUUGUACGGGGUCCUAUUGUACUGCAUAAAUAUAAUAUAAUAUAAUAUAUCCUGUGUUUUCAGUCGCCACCUCAGCGCCUUUCCACCGGUCAACUCUACGUCCACAUUGAGCGAAUUUUGCCAAAGUAUAAGGAAGCUAUGGUGAUCGGACGGGUCAAAAAAAUGUGUUUACUGAAAAACGAAGCAAAGCCGUAUCUGGAGGAGAUUGCGAAACGCCGGCAAAGCUUGCCGGCGAAACUUCCAAGUGAAAAACCCAACACGCCAAUCAAGUCAUCGCCAAAAUUGCCGCAAAUCGACUCGCCGCUCAAGAAAAUGAAGAUUGUAUGA
Bursaphelenchus xylophilus (pine wood nematode) is the source of this 831-nucleotide messenger RNA. The record is from the annotation of a GenBank genome assembly. Lineage: Eukaryota; Metazoa; Nematoda; Chromadorea; Rhabditida; Aphelenchoididae.